AUGAGGCGCUGCGGGAAUGAUCGUGCGGUGGCACUGCUGAGAGCAACUACGGAGGCCAUGCGUCUCGUGAGGCUAAAGUUAAGCCCAGAUCGUACACGAAAUGAAGAAAUACAAGACAGACAGAAUGCAUUUGUGUGGUCAGACGAGCACAUCUUCCGACCACACCAGCACUUCACUCACGACCCGUGCAGUUGGAGCCGAUCAUUGGAACAGAGUAUGAAGAAACAGCGAAAAUUAUCGAUGGUGGAACGGCUGCGUUCGUUGGAGCAGCGCCAAUUGGAGGAAAAGCAGUCGGCAAGUGCUACUGCCGGUGGAUCGAGUAAAUGUGCCAAUCAUAUGGAUGGCGAAAAGGCGGAGGGACCUCGGUUUUAUGGUGCUGUUGGGGAUUCUGAGGACUUAAAAGAAUAUGUCGCGAACGAGGACUACUUUUAUACAAUGCAACAGGAGGAAAAACCAAAUGACCCUCCUCUGCAGGAGCUUGUCGAUGAAGUGCAAAGUCUCCACGUACUCUUAUCAUCACCGAGAUAUGAGGACACUCCACUGGCAACGGUAGAGCGCCUACAGUGUGCGUACAGUGAAGCACUUCGAUGCGUGUUUGACCGUGUGCGUAACGCCAGUGUGGGGAAAACGAUGAGUUGCAACGCGCUACUUUUUUCUUGGAGUCUGCUGCUUCAAGGGCUGCCUGCGUUGCUAGAGUCACUUGCAGAAAAGCGAACUGAAGAGUGUCUGGUUAGGGCUUUGAGUACCGUGCACGAAGCCCUCAACAUAGUUCUGCAAGAAUUCAAUCGAAUUACACAUUCUAAAGAGAGGGUUGAGUUGCUCCCACUUGAGGGGUGGAUUGAGUCUCUCGAUGUCGUCACCCAUCCGCUCACCAACAAGGAUUAUACGAGUUUAAAAGGCAAUAUAAGAUUACCUGAGUCGUCAUUCAAACCCCAGUGCAAACUCGACAGCGCCACGGUGGAGUUUGUCCACUCCCGCGCUAUACAAGCGGCUGCAAUAAGGAUGAUAGAAAACGACCAGUCAGAUGUGGAAACUGAACCACUGGACCCGUACCAUCUCUAUAUUCUUCUACGGUGCAUGGUGCGCCUGGCAGAGAAGGGGGUCAAUGACUCCCAUAUUCAUCGUGCUGCGCUGCUCACGGGAAUGGUGGGUGAGAGGAUUUUUUCUUCUCUUGAACGAACUGUAGCGCCCCCUCGUCGUUACUCGUUGCGCCAUGCGCUUCUGGGGAAGCAACUGCGCGACGCAUCGAAACCCCACGCGAUCCCACUUGAUGUGUGUGCACCGCCAGGCGGAGUGAAAAAGCCGCCAACGGCUGCCGACGAUGUGCUCCUCCUCACUCGCGCUUGCACGUUACUAAUGAAUGUUGCGACUAAUGUGUUACCCCAAACUAAGUUUAAGGUGUUGGAAACAGUUGAUACGGUGUUGAAGACAUUGUCAUAUGCACCAAACUACGACCUUAGCACCGCUGAUACUGUGAUUUUUUCGAAUAUGGUGUUGGAAGAACUUCAUCAUGUGGACGAAGCGAGCGCAACAGAUCGGCACCUCCGCGUUCUUCUGCUUCUAUCGCGACUGCGGUUGUCGAUGUGCGCAGACCGUAGUGCUCUGAGUCAUUUGUUAAGUUGCCUAUGCAACCUGUUGCCUCCUCACUCUAUUCAGCAAGACAAGCUUCGGGAGUGGAAACGACUUCGUGGACUUGUCAUGCGGCAUUUACUUUAUUCUGUACGGGGCGAGGAGGUCGAGCAACAUUACACAAGAGUGCUCAAGUCAUCUGAAACAUGGGUAGAACAUUUAGCGUUCGGGCAGUACAGUGGUGGCUUACCCCUAUCCCUCUGGUUGGAAGCUUGUCACAUAUAUUUAACAGCAGGGAGGAAGUUGACAGUUUCAUGCGCUGAAGCUCUCAUUACACUGCGUGGGCGCUGCAAAGAUGGUGGUGUGCUUCGCAGUUCCAAUUCUGCUGGUGUUUGUCCGCUGGAUUUUGUUUCAGUGACCCUUUUAGCGCAACUACUCGAAGUUGUUUCGCAUGGGUGCUGCUCCGCUGAUGACCUCGUUGCCUCCCCGGUUGCAUGGGAUAAGGUGAGACAGACAAUCCAAGGGGCAAUUGGGGAGGAUGAAAAUACAAUACAGCUGUUGCGGGCUGGACGCCUUUGUGUGGCGGACAGGCAAGCUACAGGGAGUUUGGUUACGACGUAUCCUUAA
This is a messenger RNA of Trypanosoma brucei brucei TREU927, 2196 nucleotides long. RefSeq lists its product as hypothetical. The transcript has a single exon. The record is from RefSeq and is a predicted model, not a curated record. Lineage: Eukaryota; Euglenozoa; Kinetoplastea; Trypanosomatida; Trypanosomatidae. The coding region runs from base 1 to 2196 and encodes 731 amino acids.